AUGGAAGACGUUAAGAAAAAGUUCAAAGAUGAUUUGGAUAAGAAAACAGAUCCGAAGGUGAAAACAAAUGUUGUUGGUGAUAAAAAUCAAGCUUCAAAGGUUGAUCCGAAGUGGAAAACAAAUGUUGUCGGUGAUGAAAAUCAAACUUCAAAGGUUGAUCCUAAAGGAAAACCAAAUGUUUUUGCUUCUGACCGGAGUCUGUCCUCCUCCUCCAUAGUUGUUUCUGAUGCCAUGCCGAAAUCUAAAGGUGAUGUUGGUCAAUUUGUGGUACCAAAAAAAAAGAAGGCCAUGCGGAUAUCUAAAGCUGUUAUGUUGGUGUCCGACGAGUCUCAUAUCACCCAUCGUACACGUUCAAAGUUUACAAAGAAAAACGAAUCCGUGGUUGUUGAUAGCAUGAAGCCUGUUGAAACCAUAUAUGUUAGAUCCAUCCCACACACUUCUGAUGUUGUUAGCCGUAAACGUUCUACAUUGAAAAGGUCCAAAAAAGUUUCAUUCAUCGAGUUCACCAAAGUCGCUGAAAGCAUAAUGCGUUUACCAUCUGAUGUUGCGAGUGAGUUGGCUCUUUCUGUUGACAGCCUCCGUGAUGUUACGAUCCAGAACCUUAGAAGUGAGCUAACUAAUAUGAACAUGAUAACGGAAAAGAAUGGAGAUGGUUACAGGUAUGGUUUUUCAAAGUAGUCGGCUUUCUUGAAAUCAAAUCACAUCCAGUUCGGCACAACUCUUUUCUUUAAGUACAUCAAGUCUUCGCAGCUUUUGAUGUUGACCAAAGUUGUACACAAGACGACAAAGAAAAGAGGUCGUGCGUGACUGUUGGAUUUUGUGGUUGUUGUUAGUUGGUUUUUAGACAUUUUGGUGAUGUGGUGGUUCGUUUUGGUUUUUUGAUCCUUGGUGGUUAUUAGUUAAUGGUGGUUAGACAGUUGUUUGCGUAGUUUGUAAUUGAUCUUCGUAGCUUCAAGGUGGAUGGUCAGUUAUGUUUCCGUUUGAACAAUUAGUAG
Molecule: messenger RNA, 995 nt
Organism: Helianthus annuus (common sunflower)
Lineage: Eukaryota; Viridiplantae; Streptophyta; Magnoliopsida; Asterales; Asteraceae
Exons: 7
Coding region: 1-678 (225 amino acids)
Source: RefSeq, a predicted model, not a curated record